Nothobranchius furzeri (turquoise killifish) is the source of this 2766-nucleotide messenger RNA. RefSeq names its product zinc finger protein 84-like. Gene Ontology annotation, molecular function: RNA polymerase II cis-regulatory region sequence-specific DNA binding; DNA-binding transcription factor activity, RNA polymerase II-specific. The record is from RefSeq and is a predicted model, not a curated record. Gene Ontology annotation, cellular component: transcription regulator complex; PcG protein complex; chromatin. NCBI's taxonomy places the organism in Eukaryota, Metazoa, Chordata, Actinopteri, Cyprinodontiformes, Nothobranchiidae. Gene Ontology annotation, biological process: regulation of transcription by RNA polymerase II.
GCUGCUAGCAGAGCUAGCUUAUUGUUGUUCUGGUGUGUGAGGAGAAUAUUUGUGGCUCUGCAGUAAAAAUGUCUUCACUUCAGUCUCUGGGAGAGUUGAUCAGCUAAAGCGACUAACUGCUGCUGCUGCAGAAAUCUUCUCACCAGGCUGUGGAAACUUUCUUCUCCUCCUCAACAACUUGGUGGAGUUCUUUCCAGAACCAGAGAAGAUAUUCUGCGGUCUUCGUGACAAUCGGAGCUCCAGAAUCAGGUUGUGGCUGUUAGCUAAACACGGCUAAAGAAAACCUGCUACCACUUCAGGAUCAUCCAUCAGCUGGGACUGAUUCAUCGUGUGUUCUUCACCACCUGGACCUGGACAGCAUGGACACAGGUUUUCAACAGGUGGUUCUGGUUAAAUAAGAAGCUUCAGAAGAACUGAGUGCUCGUGUCAACUACCAGCACUUAGAUUUCCUCCACAAAAAGGAGGAACAGGAGAAACUCUGGUCUAAUAUGGAGGGAGAGCAACUCCAUUUGAAUAAGGAGACUGAUGCUGCCAGGUGUCAAUCCCUUAGCCAUAAAACACAUUUAAACAAACACACGAGAGUCCACACAAAACAGAAGCCUUUUGCAUGUGAGCUCUGUGAAAAGAGAUUUAUCCAAAAGUCAAAUUUAAACAGUCACAUGAGAGUCCACACAGGACAGAAGCCUUUUGCAUGUGACCUCUGUGGAAAAAGAUUUAGCCAAAAGUCAACUUUAAACAGACACAUGAGAGUCCACACAGGACAGAAGCCUUUUGUUUGUGAGCUCUGUGAAAAGAGAUUUAGCCGAAUGCCAACUUUAAAAAGUCACAUGAGAGUCCACACAGGACAGAAGCCUUUUCCGUGUGACCUCUGUGGAGGAAGAUUUAGCCUGAAGUCAACUUUAAACCGUCACAUGAGAGUCCACACAAGACAGAAGCCUUUUGUCUGUGAGCUCUGCGGAAAAAGAUUUAGCGGAAAGUCAACCUUAAACAGUCACAUGAGCGUCCACACAGGACAGAAGCCUUUCGCCUGUGAGGUCUGUGGAAAAAGAUUUAGCCAAAAGUCAACUUUAAACAGUCACAUGAGAGUCCACACAGGACAGAAGCCUUUUCCGUGUGACCUCUGUGGAAGAAGAUUUAGCCUGAAGUCAACUUUAAACAGUCACAUGAGAGUCCACACAGGACAGAAGCCUUUUCCGUGUGACCUCUGUGGAGAAAGAUUUAGCCUGAAGUCAACUUUAAACCGUCACAUGAGAGUCCACACAAGACAGAAGCCUUUUGUCUGUGAGCUCUGCGGAAAAAGAUUUAGCGGAAAGUCAACCUUAAACAGUCACAUGAGAGUCCACACAGGACAGAAGCCUUUUGCCUGUGAGCUCUGUGAAAAGAGAUUUAGCCUAAAUGCCCAUUUAAAUAGUCACAUGAGUGUCCACACAGGACAGAAGCCUUUUGUUUGUGAGCUCUGUGAAAAGAGAUUUAGCCUAAAGUCAACUUUAAAUAGUCACAUGAGUAUCCACACAGGACAGAAGCCUUUUGCAUGUGAGCUCUGUGAAAAGAGAUUUAUCCAAAAGUCAAAUUUAAACAGUCACAUGAGAGUCCACACAGGACAGAAGCCUUUUGCAUGUGACCUCUGUUCAAAAAGAUUUAGCCAAAAGUCAACUUUAAACACUCACAUGAGAGUCCACACAGGACAGAAGCCUUUCGCCUGUGAGCUCUGUGAAAAGAGAUUUAGCCGAAUGCCAACUUUAAAAAGUCACAUGAGAGUCCACACAGGACAGAAGCCUGUGGGGAAAAAAAUUGGCCACAAGACAGCUUUAAAUAAUCACAUGAGUUAGGGGUUGGCAAUAUAAACAAUAUAAGGUAGAAACGAUAUAAAAUUGGGUAAUGAUAAGUUUUUGGCUCUACCGCGAUAUCACCAUAACACAUGAUGUCACUAAGAUGUGCACCCGUGCCGACAUUGGAACAACAGAAUGGCAGUGACUGCAAGCAUGUAGCGGGAGGAGGAGGAGCAUUCUACACUUUUUGGACGUCUUUAUUCUGCUGCAAUAUAUUUUCCAUAAGAGGAUUUUUUAAAGCAUGUCAUUCUGACAUAUAUAAACAAAGGAAAAAAUAUAUCGCAGUAUAUAUCGUAAUCGCACAUGCUUCAGAUAUAUCGCAAUAUAGAUUUGAGGCCAUAUCGCCAGCCCUAACAUGAGUGUCCACAAAUGACAGAAGCCUUUUGCUUGUGAGCACUGUAGACGAAGAUUUAGCCAAAAGAAAACUUUAAACAAUCAUCUAAGCAUCCACUAGGGCUGAAUGAUCUAUUGCAGGAGUCUCCAACCUUUUUUGGCCUGUGAGCUACUUUUACACAAUGAAAGUACAGCAGAGUUACUGCCAUAUGAUUUAUUUACAUUGAUGUGUGAAUGUGCUUAUGUUAAACAUGCUAUACUUACUAUAUUAACAUGCAUUGUAUUCACAAGUUGAUUUCUCUGUAUUUCAGUACAUCAGUAUAUAUUUUUAAGUAUAAGUAAACUAGUGACAUUCUGAAAACCAAAUUAAACCAAACAUAUUUAGUUUUUUAAACUAAUCAAAUACUUUCAGAUAAUGAGUAACAAAUCGACUUCAUGUGAAUGUUUUGGUAAUUUUUUUUAGAAGGCUAGUAACAACUUUUUGAGCACACAGGAACCGCUAACCUGUAAAGCUGAUGAUAUUUGAUAUAAAAUACAAGCUAAAUGUGAUGAAAACACAAAAUUGUAAAUAGUCUGAAUUGAAGUAAAACAUGUAAAAUCACAA